CCUCCGCCAGUUGCGACGAAGAACCUAAAGAGGCGGAAGCCUCGUCUAACGCCUCGAAGACCGCCUUAGAAUGAUGUCUUCCUAAAACCUAGGACGGGUGAGACAGGCAAUCGCUUGGGGAGAAAAGAUAGAUAAAUGUACUAAUUUGUUAUUAGUAUUUGCAUCCUGUCCUUCAAGCAACUUUGUCUCCAACAUGCAUUGGCUUCCUUGUUUACAAAAAAUCUGCAAUCAAUUUACUUUGCAUACUUUCAUUCCAAAUUGCUUAGGUAUGUCAGUAAAAUGCAUACAUUCUUCAUUAACAAGUACAUGUGAAACUGAAAAGAAAUCAUUGCAUUUCAGUAUUAGUGAAAACUUACAGGAUGAAAUACACAGCGAAGAUAGUCAACAGUUACAUAAAUCAGUUAUGGUGGAAGAAGUUAUUGAAUUUUUAGCACCUCAAAAAGAACAGCAUAUUCUUGAUAUGACCUUUGGAGCAGGAGGUCACACAAAGGCAAUUUUACAAAAGGCAAAGGGUAUUAAAAUAUACGCACUCGACAGAGACCCCACAGCUUAUGAAUUAGCUCAACAACUUUCUGAAUCUUAUCUGCAACAAAUACAGCCUCUUCUAGGAUCGUUUAGUCAAGCAGAAGCCUUAUUAACAUCUUCUGGAGUACAGCCAGCGAGUUUAGAUGGUGUUCUUUUGGAUGCCGGUUGCUCUUCUUUCCAGUUAGAUACCCCAGAAAGAGGUUUUUCCCUAAAAAAGGAUGGCCCGUUGGACAUGAGGAUGGACGGUGACAGGUAUCCUGACACGCCCACUGCUGCUGAUGUUGUGAAUGCUUUAGAUCAACAGGCACUUGCGUCCGUCCUGAAAACAUAUGGGGAGGAGAAGCAUGCCAAAAAAAUAGCUUCAACAAUUGUUCAGGCACGCAGCAUCUAUCCCAUCACCAGAACGCGGCAGCUUGCCAGCAUUAUUGCAGGUGCUUUUCCAGAAACCAUUUUGUAUGCUCGAAAAGACAAACUUUCAAGACCAGCACAUAUAGCUACCAAAACUUUUCAAGCCUUGCGCAUAUUUGUCAACAAUGAGCUACAUGAACUCUAUGAAGGUUUGAAGAUAGCUGAACAUUUUCUAAAACCUGGGGGAAGACUUGUAGCAAUUACUUUCCAUUCUUUAGAAGAUCGUAUUGUCAAAAGAUUUCUGCACGGGGUAGACAUUUCAGAAAGGUUCAACCUUAGUGUAAGGCAGAAGAUCAGGAGAGCAAGAAUGGAUUUAGUAGAAGAGGAGGACGAAUCAUUCGGUGAAAAUUGUAGUUCAAAAUGGAAACUUAUAGAAAAGAAAGUGCUCACUCCCCAGGAUACAGAAAUUAAAAACAAUCCCAGGGGACGCUCAGCAAAACUAAGAGGAGCUAUCAAACUAUGAUCAUAUAUUCUUUUAUACAAUGUAUGAAAAAAAUAAUUCUUUACAUUAAAGAUGAGAACACAAAAAUG
This is a messenger RNA of Pantherophis guttatus, 1464 nucleotides long. RefSeq names its product methyltransferase 15, mitochondrial 12S rRNA N4-cytidine (gene METTL15). Gene Ontology annotation, molecular function: rRNA (cytosine-N4-)-methyltransferase activity. The record is from RefSeq and is a predicted model, not a curated record. Gene Ontology annotation, biological process: rRNA base methylation. NCBI's taxonomy places the organism in Eukaryota, Metazoa, Chordata, Lepidosauria, Squamata, Colubridae.